Molecule: messenger RNA, 1636 nt
Organism: Neoarius graeffei (lesser salmon catfish)
Lineage: Eukaryota; Metazoa; Chordata; Actinopteri; Siluriformes; Ariidae
Gene: anp32b
Product: acidic (leucine-rich) nuclear phosphoprotein 32 family, member B
Exons: 7
Coding region: 311-1087 (258 amino acids)
Biological process (GO): regulation of apoptotic process
Cellular component (GO): nucleus
Molecular function (GO): histone binding
Source: RefSeq, a predicted model, not a curated record
ACCCUGUACAGGAGCCGUGUGGUGUUGUUAGUGUUCUGCGCCGCUGCAGUUCCGCCACACGGUGUCACUGUUGCGCUCUCGGUGGUUUUCUCAGCGCUGCAUGCUUUCUGCUGUGUGAGAGUGUUGGAGUUUAAGUUGGCGUGGUGUUUUUAAGAGGGCUUUAUCUGGUUUACACUCUGUCCCAUGGUUCUUCCCUUCUUUAGGACUUUUCUCUCUAUUUCCCGGACUCGGCUCUAAUCUUCUGUGAAACCCAACAGCCACAGAAAGGGCAAACUUUAAAAAAAAAAAAAAAAAACACCACCCGGGCAACAUGGACAUGAAGAAGAGGAUCCAUUUGGAGCUCAGAAACAGAACACCGUCUGAUGUGCAGGAGCUCGUGUUGGAGAACUGCAGGUCCAACGAGGGGAAGAUUGAAGGCCUCACAGCUGAAUUUGUCAAUCUGGAAUAUCUCAGUUUGAUAAAUGUCGGGUUAAUCUCGGUGUCCAACCUGCCCAAACUCGCCAAGCUCAGAAAGUUGGAACUCAGUGAUAACAGAAUCUCUGGCGGCCUCGAUGUUUUAGCGGAGAAACUGCCGAAUCUGACGCAUCUGGACCUGAGUGGAAACAAACUGAAAGACAUCAGCACGUUGGAACCUCUGAAAAAACUCGACCACUUGAAGAGUCUCGAUCUUUUCAACUGUGAAGUGACGAAUCUGAACGGUUAUCGGGAGAGCGUGUUCAAACUGCUGCCUCAGCUCACAUACCUGGACGGAUAUGACGCCGAGGACCGCGAAGCUUCCGACUCAGACGGUGAGGUAGACGGCGUGGACGAGGAAGAUGAUGAGGACGGUGAGGAGGAAGAGGAGGAGGACGGUGAGGAGGAAGACUUUGAUGAAGAGGAUGAAGACGAGGAUGAGGACGAGGUAGAAGGAGAGGAAGAUGAUGACGUCAGUGGAGAGGAUGAGGAGGAAGACUUCGGUCAGGACGGAGAGGUGGACGAUGAAGACGAGGAUGAUGAUGAUGACGAUGAAGAGGACGCCGCCGCUGUGACGAAGGGAGAGAAAAGGAAGCGAGAAGCCGAUGAGGACGACGACGACGACGAUGAGUAAAAUCCAACCGGCCAAUCAGCUUCCUCUCCUCUUUAACCCCAGCUUCCUGUGUUUUUUUUUUUUUUAAAUACUCACUGACCUCAUUUGCCCCGCCCCUCAAUUUCCCCCUAUGUAUUUCUACCCCAAUGGGGACAAGACUGUACCGUGUGGGCGGGGCAUGUGGAACAGAGAGAGAGAGAGCGUGCUAUUGGUCACUGCACUCCACAGCAUUCCAUAUGUUCAACUCCAAACCCUGUCCAUGUUCCACCCAAGCCCCACCCCUUCCGUGUGUGUGUGUGUGAAGAGCCUGUGUAAGGACUUUGGGGAUCUAGUUUUGGGUCUGUGCUUUUAAUGUUUUGUUGAAGCAUUUAAUUUUUUUUUUCUUGUUCUUUUAUUUUUUGCCUCCUUUUGGUUCACUCUCAGUAAGAUUGUUGCUAUACCAACCGUGUGACAGCUGAGCCAUCGUUUUUAGCGUGGCGGCUCGUCACACACCUCAGCGUCACUGCUAAAUUUUUACUUUCUGUAAGACGAAAAAUACAAGGUUUGUAAAUAAAAUGACAUUUUGUGCUU